GCUCCGGUGUCAGUGGAGAGAGAGGAAAUACUAGUUGUUCCAGGCCGGGUCUUCAUGGGCCCCAAAGAGAUGCUGCCUCCUGGCUGGGAGGACCUAGACAGGUAGGUUAAACCUUGGUCUUGGCAAGUUCGUUCUCUAUUCAUUCUGUAUCCAUUUGGAUGUCCCCUAAAUGUCCUUGAUGAUUGUACGGUUCUCGGUCUAUUCAUUUCAUCCUUCCUGUCUCUCUGGAUACAUACCUGAACCGAAUGGGAUUUCUUAUACUCCUCUAACGGAGCUUUUUCGCGCGGCCCCUUCACCCCCGCCCUCCCUCCAACAACCGGCGAGAUCUUAUUUGGUGGGUAAGCGGUUCACUGCUAACAGUUGCGGUACUUGCCAUGGCGCUUGGGCAGGCAGAUGGGCCAACUCUUCAUGAUGGGCUUUGAUGGAACAUCUGUCAGUCCCCAGAUUCGCUCGCUCAUCGAGAACUACCACCUCGGCUCGGUUCUACUGUCUGCAAAGAACCUUAAAUCUGCAGAAGAUGCUACGCGACUGGUUCUUGAGUUGCAGACAAUCGCACGGGAUGCUGGUCACCCCGUGCCUUUGCUAAUUGCCUUGGACCAGGAAAAUGGAGGGGUGAACAGUCUGUACGAUGAUAUCUAUAUCCGGCAGUAUCCCAGUGCUAUGGGUAUCGCUGCAACAGGAUCAAAGGGCUUAGCUCAUGAAGUUGCGGUGGCAACGGCACAAGAGCUCAAGGCCGUUGGAGUCAAUUGGAUUUUGGGUCCUGUUCUCGACGUGCUGACCAAUGUGCGGAAUCAGCCUUUGGGUGUCCGUACCACAGGAGACGACCCACAAGAGGUAUCACAAUACGGCAUCGAGUUCCUGAAAGGCUAUCAGAAGGCAGGUCUCGUAACUUGCGGCAAGCAUUUUCCCUCAUACGGUAACUUGGAGUUUCUCGGGUCUCAGACGGACGUACCGAUCAUUACUGAGUCCCUAGAGCAGCUUAGUUUAACUGCGUUGGUGCCCUUCCGUAAUGCGAUUCUUCAAGGAUUGGACUCGAUGAUGGUUGGAGGUGUUUCAAUGUCAUCCGCCGGAGUCAAUGUGAUGCACGCUUGUCUCAGCGAGCAGGUUGUUGAUGACUUACUACGGAAAGACCUGCAGUUCAAAGGCGUGGUUGUUUCCGAAUGCCUAGAAAUGGAGGCCCUCACUCACAAUAUCGGCGUCGGUGGAGGAACAGUAAUGGCUAAGAAUGCCGGUUGCGAUAUCAUCCUUCUUUGUCGCUCGUUUCAAGUUCAGCAGGAAGCCAUCAGCGGUUUGAAGCUCGGUGUGGAGAACGGUAUCAUUGGGCGCGGACGUAUUGAACAGUCCCUUCGCAGAGUGUUGAGCCUCAAAGCAAAAUGCACAUCUUGGGAACAGGCUCUCAACCCGCCUGGUCUUACUUCACUCACCCAGAUGCAACCAUCUCAUACCAGCCUUUCUACACGAGCAUACAACAGUUCCAUCUCAGUUGUCCGAGAUAAGCAGAAUCUGAUACCCUUGACCAACAUUCUUGAACAGAACGAGGAAUUGCUCCUGUUGACACCUUUGGUAAAGCCAUUGCCUGCUUCUGCCGUAUCGCGCUCCGUGACUGAGCAUCUGAAUGUAUCUCUUGACCCGAGUGCAUGGGACCGAACAGCAUCUGUUCUGAGUGGCGAAAGUGUUUUCAAAGAGCUUGGCAGAUCACUUUCCCGACAUCGCAGUGGUCGUGUUCUGCAUACAUCCUACACGGCCAACGGCGUACGUCCGAUCCAUGAGAGUCUCAUAGAUCGAGCGAGCGCAGUCAUCGUCGUCACCGCAGACGCUAAUCGGAACCUGUACCAGCAUGGUUUUACCAGGCAUGUGUCUAUGAUCUGUAGGUCCCAGUUUACGCCGUCAGGCGAGCCUCGGGAGAAACCACUGAUCGUGGUCGCGGUAAGCUCACCAUAUGACUUUGCGAUGGACUUGUCCAUUGGAAGUUAUGUUUGCACAUAUGACUUCACCGAAACAGCCCUAGAGGCUUUGGUAAAAGUACUCUACGGAGAGUUGACCCCCAUGGGAUCACUUCCAGGCUCUAUAAGUCGCAGUCAAAAACUUCACCAGGCGAGACAACACUGGUUAGUAGAAAGCUGGAACGAAGAUAGAGACGCCCACGCCUUGGACUACCUAAUAAGUGCUGUUCGGGACGAUUGUGUGCAAGGACAACGUUCGGAGUUGCUCGGUGUAACAUCUAGCAGCUUCUUACUCCGCAUGGAAGAGAUCGAGGAGGCACACUUCGUGGUUCGCAACAGCAGCACCCAGGCCUUAUACGGAUUCUGUUCCACAUACUACUUCCGAUCUACGGGCACGGGCGUCAUUGGGUCUUUAAUCGUCCAUCCUGCAAGACGGCAGCUAUCGAUUGGAAACUCCCUCCACAACCGUGCCAUCCGAACACUUCUGCAAAGAAAAGGCAUGAAGCGAUUCCAACUGGGAUCUCGCCUUCCGGGUAUUUAUCUAGGCAUUCCGUCAGCAAACCCGGUGGGCCGUAAAAGGCUUCGCCAAUGGUUUGCGAACUUAGGAUGGAACACGGCCCUUUCGCGGCCGGUUUGUAGCGCUGUAAUGCGCAACCUAUCUUCUUGGGCGCCAACGGAAGGCUUGCUUCACGGCAUCCAGAAUGCGGACGUGACUUAUGAUCUCGUUUAUGGCAGGGACUAUGCAGAGCCGAUUUUGGAUCACAUCAAAACAAGCUCUAGGCAAGGAGUUCUAGAUAUAUACAAAGUGGCUUUGAGAGGUUCACCACACUGUGGGAUCAUCCGUGCCACCCGACCCCGCGAUGGGGCUAUUCUGGGCAGCAUCGUCGUUUACAGUGGACGAGCAGCUCUGGCGGAGCACAUGCCGGUCCUGAGAUCUCUUCAGGUCGCCGCUGGGGGCAUUUCGUCUCCUGUCAUUUCUCCAUCGGUUGGUGAGUACGCCACGGUCAUGCAGGGUCUGAUCUUACUGGGCAUAAAGCAAAUUCGCAAACAAGGCGCUGAAGCUGUGAUAAUGGAUUGCGUGAGUCGCUUACUUUUCAUGCCCAUACAUUGUGCAAUGAGCGUUGGUCAUUGACGAUUUUUGCUUUAGGUUGAUGGUGACAGCAAUCUUGAUUGCCUCUCCGGCAUGGGCUUCAGUACCCUGCAUAGCUUCGAAGAAGUCAAUUGCGAUGCCGCAACAUGGAGUAUGACACCGACCUAGUGGGAGAAUUCUUUAGUGGUGAGGUUCAGCUGCAAGGUCUUUGGUUUUACACUGUAGAUGACCUUUUAACCCUGACAUACUGGUGGUCUCAUGGCUGUAAAUAUGAGUCAAUAGAGAGAAGGGUGGGGCGGGAGAUUUCUCAAGGUGUCAUUUCCAUUUCUCUCUAGAAUUCAUCUUUCUUUAGUCCCGUUUAGUUAGUC
Messenger RNA from Aspergillus saccharolyticus JOP 1030-1, 3401 nucleotides. Its product is annotated as putative beta-N-acetylglucosaminidase. Gene Ontology annotation, molecular function: acyltransferase activity, transferring groups other than amino-acyl groups; hydrolase activity, hydrolyzing O-glycosyl compounds. Gene Ontology annotation, biological process: carbohydrate metabolic process; peptidoglycan turnover. The transcript has 2 exons. NCBI's taxonomy places the organism in Eukaryota, Fungi, Ascomycota, Eurotiomycetes, Eurotiales, Aspergillaceae. The coding region runs from base 412 to 3075 and encodes 887 amino acids. The record is from RefSeq and is a predicted model, not a curated record.